AUGUCUGCGGCGUUGACAGUACACCCAGACUUGUCGAGCUCGCAGCAUGAAUUGUCACUGGGAUCAUUCGCCAGCUUCUCAUCGAUUCCCGGGCGAACUGGUCUACGAGUUCCUUCAACAUCUUCUCGAACGACGGCGCAGUCUUCAGCACCACUUUCAACACCCUCGCCGCCCAAUGCAUCAGCUUUUCGACGAAAAGGGGACGACCCGGCCACCUCGCUAUCUUCACGCCUGGAUAUGCUCAACGACGACGGGGACGAACCGAUGGGAGGGGACGGCGAUGUGCUGGACACCCCAAGUGCAGAGAAGAAGCGGUGGACCGACGCACCUGAGACACCAGGGGCUGUCUCUCGCUCGAAACGCUCGAAAGGAGAAGGGAAAGGGGCACCGCUGACUCUACGAGACCAGGAAAAGCACAUCGACAACUUGAAGAAGGAGAACUUCAACAUCAAGCUGCGGGUGCACUUUUUGGAGGAGCAGCUAGCGCGGCUGGCGCCAGACCAGAUCGAUGCCGCCCUGAAACAGAAUAUCAAUCUCAAGAUCGAAGUCCAGCAGCGCGGGAUGGAGAUCAAGAAGCUCAAGAAGCUUGUGUUGUCACUGGAGCAUGAGCUUGAGCGCCUGCAGCGGAGUGGCGGUGGAGGAUCGAACAGAGGCCGCGAGCGUGAGUUGGAGGAACGACUCGAGGAGCGGGAGCGGGAGCUACAGGAGUUGAGGCGGAAGACAUCAGGACACGACGAUUCAGUGCUUCGAGAGCUCGAGGCACGCAACGCGGAGCUUGAGGAUGAGCUCGAGAACACGCGUGGACUACUGGAGGAGAAUAUGGAUGAGAUCGACAGACUGAAGGAUGUCAUCGAGCGGCGAGGGGAUGAUUCUGCGAACGAGAGUAGCGUCGGAGGAGAGAGCCGAAGAGAACGGAUGAAGCGCAGAAUCGAGGAGCUCGAGAUGGAUAACGACGAUCUCCGAGCAAAAUUGCAAGAACACGUCGAUGCACUCGCACAACGGGAGGAGGAGAAAGAAGACCUGGCAGAUGAGGUGGAUGCGCUGAGGCUAGAACUGGAAGACGUGCAACGACGUAGAGAGGCAGAGUCUAUCGAGCGUAGCGAAAGUAGGGCGCAGAUCCUGGAGGAACGAGAGGAAAGGGAGGCUGUCGAGGACGAUUUGAAUGCCUUACGUGACAAGCUGGCGGCAUUGAUCAUCGAGCUUCAGCAGAAGGAAGACGAGAUCGACCUCAAGAAUAAAGAAAUUGAGGAGCUUGUUGGCGAGCAUCAGCGUAUAGUGGAGGUCGUUGAGGAUGAAUGGCGGGGGGAAGUUGAAGAAGCGAGGGGACAGGUAGAGGAACUACGAGAUGUCCUAGCGGAACGAGAGGCAGAGUCGAAAGACCUACGGGUGAAUAUCUCGGAACUGGAAGCUAAUACCAAUGAUCUACACGCCAAAUUCGAAACGGCACUUGCCCACUUAGAGCAAGAGUCUGAUCAGAAGGAUUCAGAGCUAGAGUCUUUGCAGGAAACCAUUGACAAGCUCGGGGAGCAGAUAUACCAGCUGGAGGAUGAAAAUGAUCGUAUGAAGGAAGAGCACGAGCGGAUACGUGAGGAUGAGGCGGCGGAGCGGGAACGGCUGGAGGCACUGUCUGCUGCCUUGAAAGAGAAAAUUGCCAGUCUAAAAGAGGAACUCGCUCAGAUGACAGAGAAUUACGAGACGUGUAGCCAGGAGAUUCACGCACAUCGCACACGGCAGGAGGAACUGGCUCAGCAUAUCGAAGAUCUCGUCGAUGAAGUCCAGCGAGAACGUACCGCGCGCGAACGCGCCGAAGGUGAUCUGGAAGCCGCAGACAAAGAGCACGACGCCGCGAUGCGGCGCGAAAAACGCGUCCUCGAAGCCAAAGAAUCCGCCUUGCAAUCUGCUUUGAACGACCUCGCACGGACUCAGAGUCUACUUUCACAACGGGAGGCCGAUCUGCAGGCUGUGCAGAGCGCGCUGCAGGCUCUCGAAGCGGAGAGCAAGCGCUUGGGCGAGACGCACACGACGACACGCUUCUCGCUGCAGCUCGAGACUGACCGACUCAAACGAGACCUUGAGCGGCUAGAGGAUGAGCUGACGCGUGCACGAAAGGAACUCGAUGACAGGGAGGCGAAGAACCGUGAUCGGGACUCUGUCGUAGACCGUUUGCAUGCAGAGAAACGCGAUUUGGAGAGUCAGCUCGCCGCGCAGACCCAGGCGCGAUUGAAUCUAUCCGAGAAGCUCGACGGGUCGAUUGCAAACUUAAAGGCUUCCGAGGCAGAGAUUGUUGGGUAUAAAGCAAAGAUUGCUGACCUCGAGCAACGGUUGAACAAGGACCAGCGGUCAUUGUUGAACGCUGAGGUCCAGUAUCGGGACCAACUCACCGAGAGGAAUACUCUACUACUAACUAUUUAUCAAUAUCUUGAUAAGAUUCUGGGUGUUGACAAAACUCCUAAAAAGGGAAACCAGGCUGAAACAAAACCAUUCACCAACUUUGGUGUAUUCCACGACAAUCUCAUUACCCGCCUGAAAGCCCUUAGCCAGAUCCAGCUGGACUUCGACAAGCGAUGCAAAGAAAUUGAAGGCAAAUUCAGCGAUAAAUUGAACGACAUGCGCAAGCAGCUUGACCAGCGCUGGAAGCAGAUCGACAAGUUCGAGAGUAGUCUCAAGACGUACGCUGAGACGAAGGCUGGCUGGAAGCGCAAGUUUGCGCAAAAGGAGGGUGAGCUUGAGGCUAUCAAGACAACCAACGCCGAGAUGGCUUCGCAACUUGCGAGCAUGAAGCGGCCAGGCGGCGGUGACGCAAUGGAGUUGCGCUCACUAGCGACUCGGGCAGCCAACGCAGAGCGUAGGUUGAACAAUGCGCAAAACCAACUCAUCACGACCGAGGAGAAAAUCGCUGCGAUCAAUCAAAAGAACGCGGCUGCCGACAGUAAAUGGGAGGCUCGUGUGAAGGAAUAUGAGGCCAGAUUGAAGGCAGCAGAAGAGCGAAUUAAACGGGAGAGGCAAGGCGGGAAGGAACGUGUUGCAGAGUUGGAGGCUAGCGUCAGUCGUCUACAAAGACAACUUGAACUGGCUCAGAAGAGGAAUAGUCAACUCAAUGGGGUCUUAGACAACAAGGACAACCGUGCAUCAGGAUCAGGGUCGUCCACUCCUUCUCGGUGA
Messenger RNA from Psilocybe cubensis, 3162 nucleotides. RefSeq lists its product as uncharacterized. Bases 1 to 3162 code for a protein of 1053 amino acids. Gene Ontology annotation, cellular component: microtubule organizing center. The record is from RefSeq and is a predicted model, not a curated record. The transcript is spliced from 7 exons. NCBI's taxonomy places the organism in Eukaryota, Fungi, Basidiomycota, Agaricomycetes, Agaricales, Agrocybaceae.